CGACGAUGAAACAAUGACGCACAUCUGCACGCCAUUUUGCGAAGAACCCUGCGAACCAUACGGGAUAUGCACCGCACCCAACACCUGUAUCUGUUUGAAUGGUUACGAACUGGUCGAUAAGAGUCAGAGAAACGAUCCGCAUUUCUUCUUCGGUGACUCGGUCUGCAAACCCAUCUGCAUGCAGGGCUGCGUGAACGGCUACUGCCGUUCACCGGGGGAAUGCUACUGCCUCCCAGGCUACGAAACGUCCAGCUCAGGGCCCAACGUCUGCCAACCUUACUGCGAGACCACUUGCAUCAAUGGUCACUGCAGCGCUCCAAACACCUGCGAAUGCGACCCAGGCUAUCUACCUGCGACAGGCAAUCCUGAUGAAUGUGUACCUUCCUGCGAGCAUCCUUGUGAGAACGGUUACUGCAGCGCUCCCAACACGUGCACCUGUGACAACGGUUACCAUCUGAACCCGGACAACUUGUUCGCGUGCGAUCCUAUGUGUACCGAAGAAUGUCAAUUUGGAACCUGUACUGCGCCCGAUAUGUGUACCUGUCAUGAUGGAUACUCCUCGAGAAACGCGACCGUGUGCGAACCUGUCUGCUCGAAACCCUGUGUCAACGGCUUCUGCAGUGCUCCAGAGAUCUGCAGCUGCAACUCGGGCUACAAACUGUCCGAGGACGAUUCUAGCCACUGUAAACCUGUCUGCGCUCAGGACUGCGUCAAUGGAUUCUGCGUCGAGCCGAACAAAUGCGAGUGUCAAUCAGGCUACUGGUCACCUAACGACAAUCCCGAUAUUUGUGACCCGAUCUGCGAGUUAGGCUGCGCCCACGGACGCUGUAGUAAUCCAAACGAGUGCGAGUGCAAUGCCGGCUAUCGAUUAUCGACGAGUAGAUGGAACAUUUGCGAGCCUGUCUGCGAGCAGCUCUGCGAGAACGGGUUUUGCAGUGCACCGAACAAGUGCAGUUGCAAUCACGGUUACACUCCGUCGCAGAGCUCCCCGAACGUUUGUGAUCCCGUAUGCAGCAAAUCGUGCAGUGACAAUGGGAUCUGCUCUGCACCAGACGUCUGCGUGUGCAAGGAAGGUUACAAAUCGAUGGAAAACGUAGCUGCGUUCGACUGUGAGCCUAUCUGCGAAUUCGACUGCGGGAAUGGUACUUGCACGUUUCCAAACGAGUGCACCUGUUACACUGGCUACGCGAAAGAUGGAGAGGGUAGCUGUGUACCCUUCUGCGAGUCCUGCGACAAUGGGACCUGCGUGGAGCCAGGGGUCUGCGAGUGUAACGAUGGUUUCGUCUCGGUCCCACGUGGAAAUGAAAGCUUCUGUAAACCGUACUGCGAAAAUUGCACCAAUGGAGAGUGCGUAGCACCCGGUAACUGCCAAUGCAAUGUUGGCUACGUGAAAGAGGAUAAUGGUAAUGCCAUUGAAGGCAGCGACUGCGUCAGCGCGUGUAAGGAUGGUUGCCACCACCGUGGAGUUUGCGAUGUCGAGGACAGGAUGUGCAGUUGUUAUUACGGAUGGAGCGGGAUGUCCUGCGAGGAAGCACAAUUUUGUGUCGCGAAGAUAGACAACAGGAUCGAUCGUUUAAACAUAUCUAUCCGCUACGACAUGAACGACGAGAUUGGUUACGUGAUCGCAAACAGCCCCCUGUGUCACCACGAUUGUGUGGACGAUGUCAAUAACGAAACGUUUUGCUUCGGAAGACUUAGGAUGGACAACGAGGAAAAUGACACGAUCACCUGUCUUAUCGGCACAGAUUCUAAAUGCCAUCGAGUGUAUGCGGGACACGUGCUAGAUCUAAAUUACAGUACAAUGGCUGGAAUCGGGGGUGCUACGACGAUCAUAGCCGGUACCUCUGCUGUGAUCUACGCACUGGCGCGAAAAGGAAGAAAGAGGAGAUAUUCGCCGGAUAGCGAGUCAGUCACGUCGAUGCAGGGACAAACAUACACAGAUAGCGAGUCAGUCACGUCGAUGCAGGGACACACCAUGCUGCUAUCCGAGGAGGACAACAACCUCCGGACGGAAAAUAUGAGAAUUGUUGGCAGUAUCGUCUUCAUAAACACGAUCCUAGUGAUGGAAGUACUGCUGUUGGGGACCAACGAAGACGGAUCAGUUUGCAGCGUGGUCGUGAGCCGAAGGGAGUCGCGAUACGUGCCGUACAGAGAACGGUACAAGGACAUAUACUGGAACUUCGAAAUAGUAAAGACCAGGUUCAACUACAGGAUCGAACACUUCAUCGUCACGGAAACGGAGAAGAGAUGCUGCGUCGGCUACAAGGCGCAGAACGGCAUCUGCGUACCAAUGUGUUCGGAUCAGUGCGAGAACGGGAAAUGCACGAAACCGAACACGUGCGAAUGCGACGAAGGAUAUCAACCGUCGAGUGACCCGGCGAAGAAGGCACACGUCUGCGAACCAGUGUGCAAGGGCUAUUGCCAGAACGGUGUUUGCAUAUUACCCGAUAUGUGCGUAUGCAACCCCGGCUACCAGACCGAGAAUUACCUCCACUGUCGGCCAAUUUGCCACGAGGACUGCGAGAAACGUAACGCGUACUGCGCGAGAGCGAACCAAUGCGUGUGCAAACCAGGCUAUCAGUCGGACGACUCCAAUGCCGAGGACAGCAAUCGCACCCUGUGCACGCCGAUCUGUGGAACGCGAUGCGUGAACGGAAAGUGCACGGCGCCGGACGUUUGUACCUGUCACGAUGGCUACAAACCGAGCAGCGACGAGACGAUGAAGCACGUGUGCGAGCCAUUUUGCGAGAAACCCUGCGUGAACGGCUCCUGCACAGCGCCUGGAGUAUGCAACUGCACCGACGGCUACUGGCUGAACGGGACCAAGGAGGAACAAGCGUGCGUGCCAUUUUGUCGAGUCCCGUGCGAGCCUCAUGGCCGCUGCGUGGCACCCGACACCUGCAGUUGCUUCCACGGCUAUCGAACGAUCGACACCAGUGUCAAAGAGAACGAAAUACCCAGCAACGUCACGGACGAGCACGCGUCAGCCUGUGAGCCAGUCUGCGAGCAGAGUUGCGCGAAUGGCAGAUGCACGGAGCCUAACGUUUGCACCUGCGACGAGGGCUACGUGAAAGAUGCGAAAGGUUCGUGCAAACCGUCCUGCUCUUCCUGCGUCAACGGAACUUGCAUCGCGCCGAUGAAAUGCCAGUGUCUGCAGGGUUUCGUCCAGUCGAACGAGUCCGUCUGUGCGCCAUACUGUGAAAAUGGCUGUGAAAAUGGAGAGUGCGUGGCACCGAACGAUUGCCGGUGCCUCACCGGGUUCCAAAUGAAUCGAAGCAACAGUACCUGCGUUAAAUCCUGCACACGCGCGUGCAAAGGCCACGGGAUCUGCGUGGAGGACGAGAAACCCUGCGAAUGUUCUUACGGAUGGACAGGCUGGGACUGCGAUCAACCCACUGUGUGCAUUCUGUUGAUAGACGUCGAUGACAAAAGUCUGGCUGGACUCACGGUCCAUAACGAGACGAACAGCACGCUAAUCGAUGCCAAACGUUACACGCCGUACUGCUAUCAGUGCAAGGAGACGGUUGACAAUACGAGUUUCUGCUUCUCCAUAAGUUCCGACGACAGUCCAUCGACGAUUGGCUGCUUCGUCGAGACAGAGUCGCCGUGCUAUCUGAUGUAUCACAGCAGCACCGACGCAGUGUCCAGGAUGGCCGGGACAUUAGCAGCCGUGACGAUUUUAAUAAUGGCGGCCGCCACCGCAGCGACGUACUUCGUAAUCCGCAGACACCAGAAGUCUAUCGCGCAGUCCGCGCUGUUCCAGGGGUCUGUGGCGAACGAGUCCCUCAUCUCUAACGAGGAUGGACACGUAACGUCGUGCACGUUGAAUUUACACGUGCAGAACGAGAACGAGCUGGAAUGA
Molecule: messenger RNA, 3862 nt
Organism: Eufriesea mexicana
Lineage: Eukaryota; Metazoa; Arthropoda; Insecta; Hymenoptera; Apidae
Exons: 12
Coding region: 14-3862 (1282 amino acids)
Source: RefSeq, a predicted model, not a curated record